Egretta garzetta (little egret) is the source of this 797-nucleotide messenger RNA. It is a transcript of the gene HMGB2, whose product is annotated as high mobility group box 2. The transcript has 4 exons. Gene Ontology annotation, biological process: regulation of transcription by RNA polymerase II. Gene Ontology annotation, molecular function: DNA binding, bending. The coding region runs from base 38 to 508 and encodes 156 amino acids. The record is from RefSeq and is a predicted model, not a curated record. NCBI's taxonomy places the organism in Eukaryota, Metazoa, Chordata, Aves, Pelecaniformes, Ardeidae.
CGAGUUCUCGCGGAAGUGCUCGGAGCGGUGGAAGACAAUGUCUAGCAAGGAAAAAGGCAAGUUUGAAGAAAUGGCUAAAGGAGACAAAGCUCGUUACGACAGGGAGAUGAAAAACUACGUUCCUCCCAAAGGCGAGAAGAAGGGAAAGAAAAAGGACCCCAAUGCUCCUAAAAGACCACCAUCUGCGUUCUUCCUUUUCUGUUCCGAGCAUCGUCCAAAAAUCAAAAAUGAUCACCCUGGCUUGUCUAUUGGAGAUACAGCAAAGAAAUUAGGAGAAAUGUGGUCUGAACAGUCAGCCAAAGAUAAACAGCCAUAUGAACAGAAGGCUGCAAAACUAAAGGAGAAAUACGAAAAGGAUAUUGCAGCAUAUCGUGCCAAGAGCAAGAGCGACGCAGGAAAAAAGGGCCCAGGUAGGCCUGCAGGAUCUAAGAAGAAAGCAGAACCAGAGGAGGAGGAGGAAGAGGAGGAAGAUGAUGAAGAGGAGGAAGAAGAUGAGGAUGAGGAAUAAAUGAAUGUCCUGCUGUAAAGAUUUAUGCUCAGAAUCCAAUAUUUUGCUAAGAAUGUGAACUCAAGUGCAGCUCAUUGUUAGCUUCAGUAUAAAAAUCUGUACAGAAUUGUGUAUAGGUAAUGUGGUUCUUUGUAGGGAGACCUCUAUUUUUAAUGUAAGUAGCAGCCGAGGGCUGCUACAGUUUGGUUAAAAAAAAAAAAAAAAGUUGUGGAAUGUUUCUGCAUAUUUAAUGGUUUUGUUGAAAUUCAGUGACUGAUAGCCAGGUGUUUCUUUAUAGCUAAGUAAAACA